Nelumbo nucifera (sacred lotus) is the source of this 2936-nucleotide messenger RNA. RefSeq names its product putative hexosyltransferase MUCI70. NCBI's taxonomy places the organism in Eukaryota, Viridiplantae, Streptophyta, Magnoliopsida, Proteales, Nelumbonaceae. The record is from RefSeq and is a predicted model, not a curated record.
UCUUCAUGAUCUCAGAUUUGGCGAGGCACCACACAGAGCUGAAAGCAGGGCAGAGAUAAUCGAGCGCGAAUCGUUUUCCUUCGGGAGCCCUUGAUUUGCGGCCCUACGAUUUGAUCUGGGAUUGUAACGGAAGACCGAGAGGUAACAACGGUUCAUCUCGAUUUCCGCUGUUGCUACAUAUCGGUGGCGGAGAUAGAUAAUCUUUAAUUUUUUUCUCCUUUGUUUUUUAGAGUGAGACUGAAGAUUGUUUUGUUGGCUAGGAUCGAUCCAUAAGAGUUGACUUAAUUCUUUUGGUUCGGCUUGGGAGUUCUGGGCAGAUUUGAAUUUGUAGUGGUGCUUUGCAAAAUUAAUUUUGAUGAAGCAUCCUGCUUCUAGUGAGAUGGAGUGUUAAUUGGUUGUUAUAGCUCGAUUUAAUAGGAAUUCGGAUUAGUUUUCUCGAGUGGACGAUUAGUUUUGUUCUUGGUAUGCUUGUAUCGAUUUAUUUUCUACAAUGCUGUUACGGGAAAGUUGGUCUUGGUAGGCUUGGAGAAGAAAGUGAGGAACUUUAUAUCUUUUAGUAACAUUCAUACUAUAUUUGAAUUUUGUCCGAGGAAGCUUUGGAAUUCUAGCGGAGGUGGGUGCAUGUACAAUGUUAGAAGAGAUUUCAAGGAUGAUUUGGAUUUAUAGGAGUGCUUUGUAAUUGUAUUUUGAAGUAUAGAUAGAUUCUGAGAUUUAUUGGAAUCAAUAAAUUGGUCCGCAUCGGGACUUUGGUGGAAGUUUGUUAAGUUAGAUCUUUAUUUGGCGGUGAUUCGGGAGUUGAUUCUGUUCUGUGUAGAAAAGGAUUGAAAUUUUGAAUGAGAGAGGAUUCUGGAAGAGAAGGGAAAUGAAAGAUAAACCUGUGGCUUGGGAGGGACAAUGACUGGAGGGUCAUUGGGUCUACGUACAGGGAGUUAUGGAUCAUUGCAACAACAACUUCAGAACAGUGUUGUGCUGUCGGUUCAGACUACACCCAUCCUUGUUCGCAAGCCCCCGAAGAUGCUCCUGUCUGGGUCAAGAGAGAAGGAAAAGUUUCUUCAUCGGAUCUGCAAAUUUGCUGGCAGAAGGAGGGUUGGAAUGCUGCUUCUGGUGGUCAUUUCUGGUGUGGUUUUUAUGUCUGUUUUAUCUGUGGUCAGCAAAGAUGAAGACACUACAGAAGGUGUAUCUCACCAUACUCGAAUGUCGCAAAACAUUAAACAAAACGAUAGCAUGGCAAUAAAAUAUCCCAGACCUUCCUUGGUUCAUGGAGAACAAGAGAGCAAGAAGGACAAGAACUCCAUUUUACAAAAUGCCAUUUCAAUAAGUGGCCAAAAUAAAAUGCAGCCACCACCACCACCACCACCACCACCACCACCACCUCCUUUGAUAGUUGGAGGGACUGCUCUUCCCCCAGGUCAUCCAUGUGAAAAGUUCACUCUUCCACCUCCGCCAGCUGAUAAAAAACGGACUGGACCAAGACCAUGUCCAGUAUGUUACCUUCCGGUUGAGCAAGCAAUAGUCUUUAUGCCGAAAUCUCCAUCCACAUCUCCUGUACUUAGAAAUUUAAGUUAUGUAUAUGAAGAAAAUCCAAUUAGAACUGAGCCAUUUGGAGGCUCCGAAUUUGGUGGAUAUCCUUCUCUGAAGCAGAGGAAUGAUUCUUUCAAUAUAAAAGAAUCAAUGGUUGUGCACUGUGGAUUUAUUCGAGGAAAGAAACCUGGUCGUGGGACUGGCUUUGACAUUGAUGAUGUUGACUUUUUUGAGAUGGAGCAGUGUCAGGGGAUAGUUGUUGCAUCAGCCAUCUUUGGAAACUAUGAUAUCCUACAGCAGCCGAAAAGUAUCAGUGAUGCUGCAAAGAAAAACAUUUGUUUUUAUAUGUUUGUUGAUGAAGGGACAGAAGCAUACAUGAGAAAUUCAAGUGUGUUAGAUAGCAGCAACAAGGUUGGAUUAUGGAGGAUUGUUGUUGUCCAUAACCUUCCUUACAUUGAUGCAAGACGCAAUGGGAAAGUUCCAAAGCUUCUACUGCACAGGAUUUUCCCCAAUGCCCGCUAUUCUAUAUGGAUUGAUGGGAAACUUGAGCUUGUAGUGGAUCCAUAUCAAAUUCUUGAGAGAUUCUUGUGGCGGAAGAAAGCUAGUUUUGCAAUCUCCAGGCACUACAGACGCUUUGAUGUGUUUCAGGAAGCUGAGGCUAAUAAAGCUGCUGGAAAAUAUGACAAUGCUUCCAUUGAUUACCAGGUUGAGUUUUAUAAGAGGGAAGGUUUGACCCCCUAUUCUGAGGCUAAGCUUCCGAUUACAAGUGAUGUUCCUGAAGGAUGUGUUAUCAUAAGGGAACAUAUUCCUAUUACCAACCUCUUUACCUGUUUGUGGUUCAAUGAGGUGGACCGUUUUACAUCAAGGGACCAGAUAAGCUUUUCCACUGUAAGGGACAAGAUAAUGUCAAAAGUGAAGUGGAGUAUCAACAUGUUUUUGGACUGUGAAAGGCGAAACUUUGUUGUUCAGGGAUACCAUAGAGAUAUAUUAGAACAUAUGGCACCUCCAGCUGCCAUUGUUGUUCAUUCUCCACCAGCAUUCACUAAUGAAGCCUUGGAAAAAUCAUCACAUGAGAUUGUUAUUGAUAGGUCUAUUAGUCCUCCAGUGAGGAAGAUCCCCACAAAGCGUGGGAAAGAACGAAGACCCAGUUCAAGACGUCACCGCUCCAAAGGUGCCACAGUUGUUAGGGACAACAAUUCAAUUUAACUUUUUAGUCAAUAUAUUUUUUCCCUUCCCUGUUUCAAAAUUAUUUAUUACAGGGUCGGAGGAUUUGAGGAAUGAGUUUGUAGUAGGCAAGGCCAGGUUUUAAAGAGAACAAAAGUGAUAAUUUUUGUCCGGAAUUGUCAAUAUUUUUUUUUGUCGUUGUACAUAUACUUAAAUUGCAAUAAAUAUCAUGAAUUGUUGCUGUUUACUCA